AUGCUUUGGGAUUCUAAAAUAGUUAAAGAAGAAUCAUCAAUGAUGUUUGGUAAUAUGAAUCACGGUGAACAAUUUCAAUCGGCAACAACAGCAGAUAAAUUAUUUCUCGAUAGAUAUCAAGCUGAUUUACAAUCCAUGGUAGAUUCUUACAUUACAUCUGUUGAUAGCCUAUCAUCCAUAAGACCAUCAUCCAUCAAAACACGACGCAUUAUAUCGCCACUAAAAUAUCAACGUCAUGUGAACGCGAAUUCAUCAUCAUCAUUAGUGACAUUUGAUCGUGAUCCAGCAUCAACAAUAACAACCGAACAUUUAACCGAUGAACUUCGUUGGUUAUUGAUUCAAUAUGGGCCACAUCAACCACGUGAUGAUGAAGAUAAAUUUCUAGCAAGUGCAACAUCAACAAAUAAUCGCAGAGGAACAAUACGUUUUCGUUCUAAAUGGUUCGAUGAUCCACGCUUUUCAGAUUGGCUUGAAUAUUCAUUAUCAGCUGGUCGUGCUUAUUGUUUUUAUUGUCGUUUAUUUGCUGAGUCAAAUCGAAAUCGAGCAUUCUCACGUGAUGGUAUAAAAAAUUGGCGUAAAUGUUUAGGAUCUCGUGGUCAAAUAAAACGACGUUCAACAGGAGCAUCGAUGAGACCUGAUGAGAAUUUAGUCAUAUCUCAAAGACGUGGCCUAUUAGAAUCUCAUGCUAUGUCUGAAGCACAUAAACAAGCCUAUAACAAAUACCUUGCAUUUGUUGAUCAAAUGAAUUUUGUUACAGAACCAAGUGAAAGCAAACAAUCUGGUGAUUCAAUACAUCAAAUAAAUCACGGUGAAGAAACGAACCAAGAGACCAAUAUGUGA
This is a messenger RNA of Rotaria socialis, 840 nucleotides long. Lineage: Eukaryota; Metazoa; Rotifera; Eurotatoria; Philodinida; Philodinidae. The record is from the annotation of a GenBank genome assembly.